GAUAAUUUGCCACAUGUUGAAACACGUGAAUGGCGUUUACGUCCGUUUAAUUAUGACAAUACAAUAAAUGCAAUGCUAACAUUAUUUGUUGUAACAACGGGAGAGGGAUGGCCGAGUAUUCGGCAGAAUUCGAUGGAUACUACCGAAGAAGAUGCGGGACCAUUACCGUUUUACAGGGUUGAGAUGGCGCUCUUUUAUGUAAUGUUCUUCAUCGUAUUUCCAUUUUUCUUCGUAAAUAUCUUCGUUGCACUGAUCAUUAUUACAUUUCAAGAACAAGGCGAAGCUGAGCUCUCUGAAGGUGAUCUUGAUAAGAAUCAGAAGCAAUGUAUCGAUUUUGCAUUAAAUGCUCGUCCACGUUCAUUAUUUAUGCCAGAAGAUAAGAAUUCGAUCAAAUAUCGAAUCUGGCGACUUGUUACUUCCACUCCAUUUGAGUAUUUCAUUAUGGCAAUGAUUUGCUGCAAUACAAUUAUUUUGAUGAUGAAGUUUCAUGGAAAUUCUGAAUUUUAUGAAAAAAUUCUUCGUUUUUUUAAUACGGCAUUAACGGCAGUAUUCACGGUGGAAUCAACCCUAAAAAUAUUAGCAUUUGGCGUACGGAAUUAUUUUCGUGACGGUUGGAAUCGUUUCGAUUUUAUCACCGUUGUUGGUUCCAUCACAGAUGCAUUGGUCACCGAAUUUGGUGGUCAUUUUGUAUCACUCGGAUUUUUACGUCUUUUUCGUGCUGCUCGUCUGAUAAGACUUCUACAACAGGGAUAUACCAUAAGAAUACUGUUAUGGACAUGUUCAACAGGUGAAGCAUGGCAGGAUAUAAUGAUGGCAUGUACGGCAGGGAAGUAUUGCGCGAAACCGAAUUCAUUUGAAAUUAAUUUAGCUAAAGGACCAACUUGUGGUACUCAGAUGUCCUACAUGUUGAAUUUAUUUGUUGCUGUAAUAAUGGAUAAUUUUGAUUAUUUAACUCGUGAUAGCUCAAUCCUUGGACCUCAUCAUUUGGAUGAAUUUGUUCGAGUUUGGGCUGAUUAUGAUCCAGCCGCUACCGGACGAAUUCAUUACACGGAUAUGUACGAGAUGCUACGUAACAUUACUCCACCAGUUGGAUUUGGACGUAAAUGUCCAUAUCGUUUAGCCUAUAAACAUUUGAUACGAAUGAAUAUGCCAAUAGCAGAUGAUGGUACUGUACAUUUUACAACAACACUGUUUGCAUUAAUACGAGAAUCGCUUAGUAUUAAAAUGAGGCCUGUAGAAGAAAUGGAUGAAGCAGACGAGGAGUUACGUCAAACUUUACGGAAAAUAUGGCCGCUAAAGGCGAAAAAGAAUAUGAUAGACUUGGUGGUACCACCAAACACAGAAUUAUGUUAUCAAAAAUUAACCGUUGGAAAGCUUUACACUGGCUUAUUAAUCCUUGAAAACCAUCGAGCGAAGAAAUCAGGUAUUGAGUUGGCCAAGCGUAAACGGCAAAGAGCCGCACUUCUCCUUAUGACUCAUCGUCACACAUUAUUUUUAUUGGAUGACGAAAAAGAGAGGCCAUAUUCGUUAUUUUCUACACUGGUUGAUACAAUUAAAGCAGCGAAAACGGAUAGUGCCGAAAACUCACCGGAUAGUCCAACAUCGCAUAAACAAAGUGUUACAGUUGUUGAUAAAUCGACUGUUGGUCGCCGUCUUUCAGGAAUUAUCUCAAGAAUACGAAGUCGAGAGGGUAGCAUAAACAACAAUGAAUCAUUACGACAGCGUUACUCAAAUGGAGGAAUAUUCUUGAGUGCAUAUGAUAAUAACAAUGCUACUUAUGAUGAGGUGCAACAAUUGUUACCAUCGGAACCAUCACAAAAAAAUUCACCGAAUUAUUCACGUAAUAUUCGUAGUACUGCUAUGAAUUCACGAGAUGAUCACUAUUACCGACGAGGACAUUCACAUUCUCCAGGAAGUUCACCGUCACGUUCAAAUUAUAUACGACAAACGUCACGAGAAUGUAAUUCGCCAACGCAUUUAAGCAAUUUGACGAAGUCACGAGAAGAGAGAUAUUCACGUCCGCGAGUACCACCGCAUCGACCAGCAUAUAAUGAUAAUGAUAAUAAUGAUAAUGGAAGCUUAUCAUUGGUUGAUGGUUAUUUGCCGAAUCGAUUACGACGGUUAUCACCGACACGUGCAACCCAUAUGAAUAAGCGAAUUUAUUCAGAUACGCCAUCAUCACAAAUGCUUACGGAUGAUGAUGAAUCAAUGCUAAGCGCUGUACGUCAACGAAGACUUCCAUUAAUUGGUACAUUACCUUCACCAACCUCAUUACGUUCACCCGAUCACUACACAAAUCCAUAUCAUACGACACGAAGUGAUCUUGGCGUAAGUGGGCGUACCGUUUACUAUACGUCAACCGAUGAUAUACCAUCAGCAUCUCCCAGUCCUGCACACAAUUUCCCCAUUUAUGGCCAAGGUGAUAACCUUGGAUCACGAUUACCUAUUGGUUAUAACAGUUGGAGGACACCAUUUGUUACUAUUGGCUACCACGGUAAUAAUAUCACACCAUACAAUCGAGUACAAAGUGGUAGUGGUAACAGUGCACCAACGAUGAUCUAUGCUGGUAAUCGACUACGGCCAAUGAUAAGAGUGAUACGAGCUCAGCCAGGUAAUAUGCCACUCAGCGAUUCUGAUAACGAUGAACCAAAAUGGGCUGUUGUCUAG
This is a messenger RNA of Acanthocheilonema viteae, 2667 nucleotides long. NCBI's taxonomy places the organism in Eukaryota, Metazoa, Nematoda, Chromadorea, Rhabditida, Onchocercidae. The record is from the annotation of a GenBank genome assembly.